Lycium ferocissimum is the source of this 1803-nucleotide messenger RNA. Its product is annotated as CBL-interacting serine/threonine-protein kinase 11-like. The record is from RefSeq and is a predicted model, not a curated record. Gene Ontology annotation, biological process: protein phosphorylation; signal transduction. NCBI's taxonomy places the organism in Eukaryota, Viridiplantae, Streptophyta, Magnoliopsida, Solanales, Solanaceae. The coding region runs from base 195 to 1535 and encodes 446 amino acids. Gene Ontology annotation, molecular function: protein kinase activity; ATP binding. The transcript is spliced from 2 exons.
AGUUGUGGGAUCCAUUUUUUUCUUCUUCUUUUUUCUUGUUGUCAUAAUCCCUUUUCACAGAACAACAACAACCUCCAAAAUUGCUCUAUCGCUCUAUCAAUUUGCUUCUUUCUCAUUAAUCAGUCACUAGUUCGAUCUCGACAUUUUAAUUCUCGAGAUCGAACGUUUGGCUCUUGCCGUGUUACACGCCGGCUAUGGCCUCAGGUUCUUCAGAAACCACUACAAUAUUCGGUAAAUAUGAGCUAGGAAAACUCCUUGGAUGUGGCGCAUUUGCCAAAGUGUACCACGCUAGGGACGUCAAAGAUGGCCAUAGCGUGGCAAUAAAAAUAAUCAAUAAAUCAAGAGUUAGUAACGCGAUUUUGAUGUCGAACAUCAAACGUGAGAUCUCCAUCAUGCGUCGCUUAAGUCACCCUCACAUCGUCAAGCUUGACGAAGUGCUGGCUACCAAGACGAAGAUCUACUUCGUCAUGGAAUUCGUCAAGGGUGGCGAAUUGUUCGCGAAAAUCGCGAAAGCUGGAAAAUUUUCCGAAGAUCAGACUCGGAAAAUUUUCCAGCAACUCAUCUCCGCCAUUCGUUACUGUCAUUCCCGCGGCGUCUACCACCGUGAUUUGAAACCGGAAAAUUUGCUAAUUGAUGAAAAUGGUGAUUUGAAAGUGUCUGAUUUUGGGCUAAGUGCAUUAACGGAACAAGUACAACAAGAUGGGUUGUUACACACGCUUUGUGGCACCCCAUCUUACGUGGCACCAGAUAUUCUAACAAAGAAAGGAUAUGAUGGAGCUAAGGUAGAUGUAUGGACAUGUGGAAUCAUCUUGUUUGUGUUAAAUGCUGGAUAUUUGCCAUUCCAUGAUUCAAAUCUCAUGGGGAUGUACCAUAAGAUUUGCAAUGGAGAAUUCAAGUGUCCUAAAUGGAUGUCAUCCGAGUUAAAACGAUUUUUACAUCGACUUCUUGACACAAAUCCUAUGACAAGAAUAACCAUUGAAGAAAUCAUCAACGACCCUUGGUUUAAGAAGGGCUUGAAACGUGUUAAAUUCUGUGAGGAAGACGGUAAGCCUCAGAGACGGAUUCAGGAUUCAGAUUCAAUGGGUCCAUCUACGUCUAACACGGAAAUAGAAGAGGUCAAGGAGGGAGAAGACAAGAACAAGAACUCUUAUUUGAAUGCUUUUGAUAUAAUUUCGUUCUCUUUGGGAUUAGACCUCUCAGGGUUGUUAAACGAUGGAUGCAACCCGUUGGAAGAUUUCGAAAGAUUAAUUGUUGAAGGGUCGUUGGAGAUAGCAAUGGAGAGAGUGGAGGAGAUGGCAAAGAAGGAGAAUAUCAGGUUGAAGAAGAAAAAAGAAUGGGGAGUGGAGUUGAAGAAAGGUAAAUUGAUUAUGAACAUGGAAAUUAACAGAGUGAUAGAUGGUUUUGUGGUUGUUGAGGUUCGUCGAAAAGUUGGGGAUAUUGAUAUGUACAAAGAAAUAUUGAAGAAUAAAAUGAAACCAGAAAUUCUCGGCCAACAACCGACGGAAGUUCUGGUUUCGACAGAGGUGAAUCCAUGAACUAGAAUUAGUAGAUUUAUGAUUUGCCUUUGGCAAAAUAUUUUUUAGUUAUACUAUGGGCUAGAAAAUGUUCAGAAAGAAAAUUAAAUACAAUUCAGUGUGCUCUGUACAUAAGAAAGAGAGUAUAUUAAAAGGAGGAAAAAAAGAAGGAAAAAAGAUCGAUGUAUAAUGGGAAGUUAUUCAUCGGUUACCCAUAUUGUUAAUAUUUUUUUGUAUGUGGGUUGAGAAUUUUGUUGUGAGGAAUAAAACUACACUCCUAUUGUGUGUA